Molecule: messenger RNA, 3028 nt
Organism: Callorhinchus milii (elephant shark)
Lineage: Eukaryota; Metazoa; Chordata; Chondrichthyes; Chimaeriformes; Callorhinchidae
Gene: ythdc1
Product: YTH domain containing 1
Exons: 17
Coding region: 104-2311 (735 amino acids)
Biological process (GO): regulation of alternative mRNA splicing, via spliceosome; mRNA splicing, via spliceosome
Cellular component (GO): nucleoplasm
Molecular function (GO): N6-methyladenosine-containing RNA reader activity; mRNA binding
Source: RefSeq, a predicted model, not a curated record
ACGUCGCGACGGGUCCGCAUUGUGACGCGCGACGGGCGGGAAGGCCUGUGGGAUCGCGGGCGGCGCCAUUUUGCUGGAGCAGAGUGUGCGGCGAGUCAGAGGGAUGGCGGAGAACCGCGAGGAGAAAGAUGGUGAAGUUAAUGUUUUGGAUGACAUCUUGACGGAAGCACCUGAUCAGGAUGAUGAGCUUUAUAACCCCGAGAGUGGACAAGACGUCAUUGAGAAGAAAGCAUCAAAAAGAAAAAAUGAAAAAGAGAGACCAGACGUUGGUGAUGGGAAACGGCAGAAAUCUUCAAGCCAUUCAAGGCAAGUCAGCAAGAGGUCUUCCUGUUCUUCUGGAGGUGAUAACGCAAAGGCUUCCAGUUCAAAAGGCAGACAUGUAUCAUCAGCCUAUAAGAAGGAAGAAUAUCAACGAUACGAACGAAACAAAAUGAGUAGUGACCGAAAGAAUCAUACCCAAGGCGGGAGUUCCCGAGAGUCACAGAAAGAUCGAACGGACAAAAUGGGAAGCAGGCGAGGAGAGUGUGAUAGGAAAUCCAAAUCAACAACUCAAAAUGAGUCUGAGGUUUACAGCAUGAAGACUUUAAGAAACAGUGAUGAGAGUCUGAAAGUGCGUAGGUCAAGCCAUUCUUCCAAAGAUGAGGUUCAUUCUGAUGGUUAUCAGUCUGAACCCGAUGUUGAGACAGGUAGUGCCACUUCAUCUGAAGACUUGGAAAAUCUAGAGGAAGCAAUGGAUGAGGAGGUAAAACUUGGAGAGGAUGAUGAAGAUGUUGACAGAGAGAAGGAGGAACUGGAGUUGGAGGAGGAAGAGGUAGACGUAGAAGAGGAGGAAUAUGACCAGUGUAUAGCUGAGCAAGAUGAAUUCAGAGAGAGAGAUCCAAGAGAAAGUAAAGAGGAAGGCCACGAGCAAGAUUAUGAUACACGGAGUGAAGCAAGUGAUUCGGACUCGGAGUCUGUCUCGUUUUCUGAUGGAGAAUCUGCUACCAGAUCUGGAUCUGAUGUAUCAGACGAUGAGAAACAUAAAAAGGAGAAGAAAAAGCGAUCUAGAGACAUUUCUCCAAUUGUGUUUGAUAGGAGUGAAAGCUCUGCGUCCGAUUCAUAUGCAGGAUCAGAGAAGAAACAUGAGAAGCUGUCAUCAUCUGUGCGGGCAGUUCGUAAAGAUCAGACAAGUAAACUGAAGUAUGUUCUACGAGAUGCACGAUUUUUCCUCAUCAAGAGCAACAACCAUGAGAAUGUAUCCCUAGCCAAAGCUAAGGGUGUAUGGUCAACACUGCCAGUGAAUGAAAAGAAGCUCAACACUGCAUUUCGAGAUGCUAGAAGUGUGAUUUUAAUAUUCUCUGUCAGAGAAAGUGGAAAGUUUCAGGGAUUUGCUAGACUUUCAUCGGAAUCACACCAUGGAGGAUCCCCUAUUCAUUGGGUGUUACCUGCAGGAAUGAAUGCCAAAAUGUUAGGCGGAGUCUUCAAAAUUGACUGGAUUUGCAGGCGCGAAUUACCAUUCACAAAAACGAGCCAUCUUGUGAAUCUAUGGAAUGAAAAUAAACCUGUUAAGAUUGGAAGGGAUGGGCAGGAAAUUGAACCCGAUUGUGGUACACAACUUUGCCUUCUGUUUCCACCAGAUGAAAGCAUUGACUUGUAUCAGUUCAUUCAUAAAAUGCGGCACAAGAGAAGGGGGCAUUCACAGCCCCGAUCAAGAGGACGACCUUCUCGACGUGAUCCAGUCCGGGAAGUGGGAAGGCGUCGAGCUGAAGAUUAUGACACAUAUAACACCAGAAAGAGACCAAGGAUUGACUACCCACCAGAAUUCUCACAAAGACCAGGAUACAUGAAGGAUCCACGGUACCAAGAAGUAGAGAGACGAUUUUCUGGUGUUCGACGGGAUGUGUUUUUAAAUGGAUCCUACAAUGAUUAUAUGAGGGAAUUUCAUCACAGCAUUGGUCCACCACCACCGUGGCAGGGAAUGCCACCUUAUCCUGGUAUGGAGCAGACUCCACAUCAUCCUUAUUAUCAACAUCAUCCUCCACCACCUCAGGCUCACCCACCGUAUUCUGGACACCAUCCGGUCCCACAUGAAGCCAGAUACAGAGACAAGCGAGUGCAUGACUAUGACAUGAGAGUAGAUGACUUUCUUCGCCGUACUCAGGCAGUUGUCACCAAUCGACGAAGCAGACCUCGGGAAAGGGAGCGAGAGCGCGAGCGACCUCGUGAUAGCCGGCGAGACAGAGAACGUGACCGGGCCAGGGAGCGAGAACGAGAAAGGGAAAGGAUGAGGGAGAGAGAACGAGAAAAAGAACGAGGAAGAUAUCGGAGAUAACUCCUUUGCUGAAGCACUGUCAUUUUUUGUGUUUACAGUAGUGGAAAAGUGUUUAGAACUGUUCCUUUUUAUUUUUAUUUUUUUAAGUUAAAUUACAUAUUGGAACCCUUGUACAUCUAUCGUUUUCGUGCAUGUAGGGCUGACUAGAUGGAUUGAAUUUGGAACCAGAAGCACAGAUUUUUGUAGAGGGAUGUUUUUUGUGGGGGAAAAGGGCGUAGUGAGGGUUCCCUGAUGCGUUUAGAAAUGUCACUUAUAAAUGGAAUGUCUAAUCAAAAAUACUUUACCCUCCAUUCUGUUGAAAGCUGUGAGGAACAAACCUGCACUGGCCGUAGACUUUGUAUGUAGUUGCACAUGGAUUCAUGAGGAAAAUACUGCUGCUAAUAAGUAUGCAAGUUAAAUAUAACGGGCUAAUUGUGUGACAUUGUAGCAAGUAACUUUUUUUAAAAAAAAGUCCUUCAUAUAGAUUUGAAAUUUUUUCAGUGUUAAUGAUGAAAGCAAUAUUCAAAGGACACUAUUUCAAUCCAGUUUUAACUUUUUUAAGAAAACAAAAUCCCUUGCUUAAUAGCAUUUAAUCAAUGCUAAAGUUUGUCAUUAUUUUCUCCCUAAAAAAUAAACACACGCUGUGGCCUGACAGAUUUAUUAAACGUUUAUGGUAGAAAUUGUUACAUUACCUUUAAUUGCAAAUCUUUUGUACAAAAUAAAUGAGAAAACAAAAUA